Molecule: messenger RNA, 1176 nt
Organism: Hyaloscypha bicolor E
Lineage: Eukaryota; Fungi; Ascomycota; Leotiomycetes; Helotiales; Hyaloscyphaceae
Product: glycosyltransferase family 1 protein
Exons: 4
Coding region: 1-1176 (391 amino acids)
Molecular function (GO): UDP-glycosyltransferase activity
Source: RefSeq, a predicted model, not a curated record
AUGGUGUUCGACGUUUACGGCACGAACCUCAUCCUGCCACAAGCGAACAAAAUCGCCGGACCAAAUGUAAAGACACUCAUGCAUAUCACGCAAGGCGCCUCGUCUAUGUUUGGGUUCUUUGCGCCUUCUGCGAAGUGUGGUAUCAGCGAUUAUGAGACAGCAGUUGAAAGAAUAUGCUCAGAUGAGGAACUGAGGAAAGGGAGGGACAGGACGCAGAUAGUUGAAGCUGUUGUACUCGCGAAGAACGGCACAGAUAAACUUAACGGAACCGUGAUCCGCGUCCCAGGCGUCAAAGAAAUUUUCGACUAUGAGAGGGAAGGCUAUAACGUUCCCAUGCCGCCUGGAAUUCUGAUCCAGAUUGCGGAGAUGAUCAAAUUGGCCGCUAACACGGACGGUACUAUCCUCUCUUCCUCUUACGCCCUCGAAGGACCGGUCUUGGAAGCUUGGACAGAAUUCAAGAAACCGUAUCCGGUGGGUAUCCAAGUCGCUCCUUUUGGGUGGAAGAAAGGCAUCGUUAUUAAAGACGAUGAGAUUCGAGGAUUCUUAGAUAAGAAUGAGAAAAAUUCAGUACUUUAUAUUAGUUUUGGAUCACACUUCUUCCCCAUCACCACCCCAGGAUACGUCACCGCCCUCCUCUCCACCCUCGAAAAACUCAAGUUCCCAUUUAUUUUUGUGCUUGGUGGACAAAUGGCCAAAGACCAUCUCCCUUCUGACACAAUCUCUCGUAUCAACCAAUCCGGCGCCGGCCUAAUCCACUGUGGCUGGGCCGAUCAACGCGGGAUCCUGCAGCAUCCAAGUACGGGCUGGUUCCUCACACAUGCGGGCUGGAACUCGAUCUCUGAGUCUCUGGCCCAAGGUGUACCGUUAAUUUGUUGGCCGAUGAGCCAUAGUGAUCAGUUUAUGAAUGCGGCCUUGCUAAGCACGAGGGAUGAACCGAUUGCGUUUGAACUAUUGCAGACUAGGAUGGGUGAGGCGAGGGGCCCGCCGAGAAGGGGAGGUGGGGAGAUUAAGGGAGAGAUCGGGGAGGUGGAGAGGGAGAUGGAGGAUGUUUUGUCUAAGGCUAGGGGAACCGAAGGAGCAAAAUUGAGAAAACAUGCGGAAAGUAUUGCGAUUAAGUUGAGAGACGAGAGGGAUGGAAGGGCGGAUUGGGCUAUUAGAGAGUUGGCAGCGGUUUAG